Messenger RNA from Trypanosoma rangeli, 405 nucleotides. RefSeq lists its product as uncharacterized. The annotation marks the transcript as partial. The record is from RefSeq and is a predicted model, not a curated record. NCBI's taxonomy places the organism in Eukaryota, Euglenozoa, Kinetoplastea, Trypanosomatida, Trypanosomatidae. The transcript has a single exon.
GCGCCGAGUGUUUGGCUCAACGCAUUGGCGUCUGUACGGGCAAUGCCGCGUUGCAGGGUGACGCCACUAAAGGAGGGGCGGCGCGUCUUGACGCGGCAAUUGGACGUGGUAUUGCACCCUCUUGACGCCCACGGCGUGGAUGCACCUUUUUUACCUGCGUACGAUUUCUUUGCGGCCACGCAGGUGGUGCGUCGCGUGGUCGUGACUUCAGUUCUGGUGGCGUGGUGGAAGCGGCUCGUCAUGCGAGGGGGAGGGGCGGUUGCGGGGUCUUCAACGGCUGCCACGUUGUGGGUUCACGGCGAGGCCUCAGUUUUUGUAGAUUGCUUUGUGCACCAAUUGGUUUACUGGUGUGGGUGGGUGGGUGUUUGGUGGGCUUCCUCCGGUGUGGGGGGAUGCGUCCGCUGA